Molecule: messenger RNA, 477 nt
Organism: Sphenostylis stenocarpa
Lineage: Eukaryota; Viridiplantae; Streptophyta; Magnoliopsida; Fabales; Fabaceae
Source: the annotation of a GenBank genome assembly
AUGGAAGGAGAAGAUGGUUUGAAUGGAGAAGAAGUUAGGGAAGGAGAAGAAGUUAGGGAAAGAGAGGAAGUUAAAGAAGGAGAAGAAGUUAAGGAUGGAGAAAAAGUUUGGGAUGGAGAAGAAGUUUGGAAUGGAGAAGAAAUCAAGGAGGAAGAAGAAGCUAAGGAAGGAGAAGAAGUUAUGGAUGGAGAUGGAGAAGAAAUUUGGGAUGUAGAUGAAGUUAAGGAAGGAGAAGAAGAAGUGAAGGAUGGAGAAGAAGUUAGGGAAGGAGAAGAAGUUAAGGAUGGGGAAAUAGUUUGGGAUGGGGAAGAAGUGAAGGAAGGAGAAGAAGUUAGGGAGGAAGAAGAAAAAGAAGUUUUGGAUGGAGAAGAAGUCAAGGAUAAAGAAGAAAUUAUGGAUGGGGAAGAAGUUAAGGAGGGAGAGAUGAUUAUCAUGGAUGGAGAAAAAGUCAAGGAAGGAGAAGAAGUCAUGGACUGA